Messenger RNA from Lonchura striata (white-rumped munia), 2116 nucleotides. It is a transcript of the gene IL1R2, whose product is annotated as interleukin 1 receptor type 2. Gene Ontology annotation, molecular function: interleukin-1, type II, blocking receptor activity; interleukin-1 binding. NCBI's taxonomy places the organism in Eukaryota, Metazoa, Chordata, Aves, Passeriformes, Estrildidae. The record is from RefSeq and is a predicted model, not a curated record.
AGUCUGACAGCUUCUUUUUGUGAGAUGCUUAUACAUGAAAGAUUACAGAAACACAGAUUUCAAAACACUUUCCUUUGACUCUCUUCUUCUGACUUCCUGUGGAAAAAAAUGCAUGGGCUCUUCUUUGUCCUGGUGACGUGCACAGUAGGUGCCUCUGCUUUCAGACUUCAGCAAGUCAAAAACACAGAAAACUGCUCAGAUCACACCGUGUUUUUCAAACACUUCUAUGAACUGCAUGGAGAACCUGUGGUUCUGAAAUGUCCUUCCCCCAGAUACAAACAUUUGGAUUUCUCUGCUUUGACCUCUAAUAUCACAUGGUAUAAAAAUGGUUCAAACACCAUGAUAUCAGGAAGAGAUGAAGAUUCAAGAAUCUGGGCAAAAGAAAAUGCACUCUGGUUUUUACCAGUGAUGCUAGAAGACUCAGGAGUAUAUAUCUGCACAAGAAGGAACUCCUCUUACUGUGCCGAGGUCUCCAUUCACCUCACAGUUGUGGAGAAAACAGCUGCUUGGGAGAUUGCCUACCCCCAGGUCCUCUUCACUUUCACCUCUGGAAGGAUUGUUUGUCCUGACCUGUGGGAUUUUACACCAAACAGGACAAGCCUGGAGCUCAAGUGGUACAAGGAUGCUCAGCCUUUGGAAGAGAAUGAAAGAUUCAUCAUUCUGAAAGGUUCAGCGUCUCUGAUCAUAACAUCUGUGCUACCAACAGACGCGGGGUAUUACACCUGCAAGAUGUCAUUUCCAUUUGAAGGUGUAGCAUAUGAAAUCACCAGGAGAAUUCAACUGGAGACUGUUGAGCAAGAGAAGAGAAUUACCCCGAUAAUUGUGUAUCCAGCCCAAAAGACAACAUCAGCUGCUCUUGGCUCCAAGAUGACUCUCCCGUGCAAAGUGUUUGUUGGGCUGAGCAGCCAUUUCCAAACUGAUGUAGAAUGGCUGGCAAAUGACAGCAGCGUUGACAUGGUUUAUAAACAAAGCAGAGUUACAGAGGGGGAACGACAAGAAAUUGUAGAAAAUGGUGAGAACUUCAUUGAAGUACCACUGAUUUUUGAUUCUGUUGAAGAAGUGGACUUUUACACAGACUUCACCUGUCUGGCCCAGAACAGAUAUGGAUACCAAGAACUGCCAACAAGAGUCAAGCAGGAAGCUGUUGGUCUGUCCUGGUACAUUGCAAUGAUUCCUGUUGCACUGGCCUGUUUGAUCGUGGGAGGGGUGUGCAUGCACAAGUGGUGGAAGCAGAGAGCUGAUAAAGGAUAUACAAUACCAAAGGUGUAAAAUCUACUUGGCUCUCGAACUGUCAACAGAACAAAAAGUCACCCUGGCUAUCUCUCACAUCAGACACAGCAAGCAUUUCAGACCUGAUAUACUGCAUUCCCAACAGACCAAUAAUAACAUCUCUUUCCCACUUUUCUCAGUCUUCUAUGAUCUGUUGAAGUUAAGAAUAUAAGUUUGCAUUUUUAUGCUACUUAGAUGCAGGAAAUCUGGUUCUAUUAUUUUGCAACUAGGGUGCAAUCUGUAGAAUUUUGGAACACAAAAUUAUGCUCUGGAUAUGGGAAGGGUAGGGAAAGGGAGGUGCUCUCACCCUUUGUAAUUCCAAUAGAUAUACUGUUUUUUCAAAAAAAGGAUAAGAAACCCUUGAAGUCUAAAAUGAGAAGCUAAGGAAGCUUUCUACAGAAGGGCUAUUUGACACUAGAGGGAAAAAACUAUUUUUCUGUGCAACCACACUAAAUUUAUUUUACUUGAAUCUACAAAGAGGCAUUUGUUUUCCCUUUUCAGAGCCAAAUGCAGUUGUCACGGCAACUGUAUAUCUAUGAACUUCUCCAAAGAAAAACUAAUUUUGUUCACUAUUUGGAUUACACUCUGCUUAAAUAGACUGUCUCAGAAUAUCCCUCCCCCAGAGAUAACUCCAUCUGUAUAAUAUUCUGAAGGCUUUCCUCAUAAAUAAAUGUCUUCAGGUACUACACAAUGUAAAUAUUUUACAGAUAGAUUUGAACAAGUGACCUACAUAAUGUAAAUAUUUUACACUGAUCUGUAUCAUUAUACACAAGGGCAACAUAGUUUAUUUAAGUUUUAAAAAUGUUAUGUGGAAAAAUGGUAAACAAAUAAACCCAAACCAAAAUGC